AUGCUGAGGGUUGAACGCGCUGAUAUCUGCACGUCGACUUUUGACACGCCGUCUCAGAUGGAAGGAGAGGACACCAGCUUCCGACCCAGUAUGCUCUACAGCGUCCUACCUACCGUCGUAUCGAACCAUCUUCCGACGAUACCUUCUCUCCGACAAUCCCUUAACGACGUACGAAACCGCGGAACACAUAGUAAAUCAGCCUCAGUCGACGAACUACCACAGCCCGAGACUCCUCCGCCAGGCUAUUCGUCGAUACCCCCCAGUGGCUCUGUCACACCACAUAGAUUGUCAGUUGCGUUGGGCGAGGCAGACGUCGAGUUCGUGGAAGACGGACUGGACAGACCUGGCUCUUCAGGAAGCGCAUUUCCACAGCCACAUGGUGCUCACGAGGGCGCCUGUGGCAUCAGAUGGAAGUAUGCUACUUUGGGUAUGAAUGUCGCUCGCGAAUGGCUGCCAGCGAAGCUCACCCCAGAAGAAACGUUGAGCAUACAGGCGGCUCUUCCACAAGACGUAGUCGACAAAACAAACGACGCGAACACGCACGCGUUACUUCCAGUCUCGCAACGCAGCUCUAGCGCUCAAAGAGAGCCUCCACGAGACCCCACGAUCUUGCACCGCCUGACCGCCUCCCUCGUCCUCCAGUCCUUCAUCCUCAUGCAGUUCCUUCUACCAUACAUCAAGCUAUUCCUAUCAUACACCUACCAGUUCGAGAGGAAGCAUCAGAUCACAAAACGGCUCGUCAAUACAGGCGUCGCGACUGUCGAUGAUAUCGGACGGAAGACGCUGCGGCUAUCGCAAACUGUGUGCCAGAUGAAUGAUGGCAUGGUAGGGCAGGCGAUCAACGAGAUGACCAUUUGGUGGGUUCGAGGCGUCACCGGAGGCGUUCAACAGGGUCUCGCGGAAGGAUUACAAGCUAUGAGAAUAGCGGAGAGCCAGCGGGGUGAGGAGAGUAUGGGGCGGAUCAACUGA
Alternaria metachromatica is the source of this 969-nucleotide messenger RNA. RefSeq lists its product as uncharacterized. Bases 1 to 969 code for a protein of 322 amino acids. NCBI's taxonomy places the organism in Eukaryota, Fungi, Ascomycota, Dothideomycetes, Pleosporales, Pleosporaceae. The transcript has 2 exons. The record is from RefSeq and is a predicted model, not a curated record.